AUGGGCUCCCUCGACCCCCCGCUCUUCCGUGUGAGCAAGAUCGCGAUCAUCGGGGCUGGUCCGGCGGGCCUCGCCACGGCAAAGUAUCUCCGAGACCAGGGCGACUUCGAGUCCAUCGUCGUGUUCGAGCAGCAGGACGAGGUCGGUGGCAUCUGGAACUACAGCGACGUUGCGCCUGGUCCAUACCCCGUGCCUCAGCUUGACCCCUUCUUCCCGCCAGACGCACCGGUCCCGUCGUCGUCGUCCUCGCAGGGAGCCCCCGUGUUUCCGUCACCCAUAUACGACCGUCUACACGCCAACAUCCCGGCUGCUCUCAUGAGCUUUUCGGAUCGACCCUUUCCCGGGGGAUCGCGCCUGUUUCCGACCCGUCAGGAUAUCCAGGCGUAUCUCGUUCGGUACGCCGAGGACGUCCGCCACCUCGUUCGCUUCUGCGUUGCAGUCACCAGCGUAGUGCGGGAGGACCAUGACGGGCGUGACAGAUGGAGGCUCGAGGCCCAGUCUACCGUCGACGGCACCAUGGUCGUUCAAGACGUCUUUGACGCCGUCGUCGUCGCCAACGGCCACUACUCGGUGCCCUUUAUCCCUCUCAUGGCCAACAUCGAAGCCUUCCACAAGGCCCACCCAUCCGUCAUCACGCACUCGAAGCAGUACCGGCGAGCCGACGAUUUUAAGGAUGCCAAGGUCGUCGUCGUCGGGAACGGACCGUCCGGCGUCGAUCUUGCCCUGCAGAUCAAUCAAGUCUCUCGAGGCAGGACCAUCUUGUCGGUGAGGACCCCGACGUCGCCUGACAAGCUGGCCCACACUGGCUGCGAAGAAGUCCCCGAGAUCGCCGAGUUCCUGCCAGAGCAGCGAGCCGUCCGGUUCAAGGACGGUCGGGUCGACACCAACAUCGACGCCGUCGUCUUCUGCACCGGCUUCCUCUUUAGCUACCCCUUUCUCCCCGACCUGCAACCCAAGUUGAUCACCAACGGACAAGGCGUCCAUGGGCUCUACAAGCACCUCAUCUCCAUCCGGCACCCCACACUCGUCUUCCCCGCUCUCAACAUGAAGUCGGUCCCCUGGCAGGUCUCCGAGGCGCAAGCCGCCCUCGUCGCCGCCGUCUGGUCAAACAAUCUGGCCCUGCCUGCGCGCGAGGAGAUGGAGCGCUGGAGCAAGGAACUCGAGGAGCGCGAAGGUGAAUCCCUCCACGUGUUUGCCACCUUUGGGGACGGCCACUACAUCAACGAAUUGCACGACUUGGUCGCGACGGCUGAGAAGACGGGAAAGCCGGCGCCGAGGUGGGACGAUGAGCUCUUCUGGCAGCGAAGUGUCUUUUCCGACGCCAAGCUGCGCUUCGAGAAGCAGGGAUGCAAAGCCACCACGCUGGGGGAGCUUGGUCUUCAUUACGAUCCCGACUGGCGAAGAAGCACAUGUUGCGCAGACGAUUGA
Molecule: messenger RNA, 1428 nt
Organism: Drechmeria coniospora
Lineage: Eukaryota; Fungi; Ascomycota; Sordariomycetes; Hypocreales; Ophiocordycipitaceae
Exons: 1
Coding region: 1-1428 (475 amino acids)
Molecular function (GO): N,N-dimethylaniline monooxygenase activity; NADP binding; flavin adenine dinucleotide binding
Source: RefSeq, a predicted model, not a curated record